Molecule: messenger RNA, 4237 nt
Organism: Anolis carolinensis (green anole)
Lineage: Eukaryota; Metazoa; Chordata; Lepidosauria; Squamata; Anolidae
Product: transmembrane protein 198
Exons: 5
Coding region: 441-1499 (352 amino acids)
Cellular component (GO): plasma membrane
Source: RefSeq, a predicted model, not a curated record
CACAGACGGUUGCAAAAAAAGCCUAGAGGAGGGAGGGAGGGAUUGAAGCUCGACAGUUCCCUUUUCCCUCCGUCGCCCUCUUUUCUCUCCGCUCGGGAUCCCUCCCCCCCCCCUUCCCCUUCGGUUCCCUUUCCCGCCCAGGACUGGCUGAGCUCACUCUCCAGCUGUCGGAGGGGAGAGAGCGGGAGGCGAGGGUCUUUCUCUCCUUUCCUGAUCUUUGAUAUACAUUGGAAACGGGGCAAGUGGGAUUUCUAUAUCUCUGGAAGGUCCAGGGUGGGAGAAAGAACUCUUGUCUGCCAUCCGGAGCUGGAGGAGGGAUGUUGCUUUUGCAGAGCAGUCCCAUCUCUCCUCAUCAGCGGCGCCGGAAACUCUUUUCUGAGCUGGCGGCCUCUCCCACUGCAAUGGCUCUGGAAAGCUGAGCUGAAUUCCUGCUGCUGAGCAUGGAUCCCACCUCGCUGCUUCCGCUGGUCUUGUCUCCUGACCCCCGGGGCUUUAACCAAGGGGCGACCGAACCCAGCGAGCCUGCCUUGGACCCCUGCAGCCUCCUUUCAAACAGGCACUAUGAGGUGGUGCCCUGCAUCAUCUGUGCUCUCUGCUGCAUUUUUGGAGUUGUUUACUGCUGCUUUGGCUACCGUUGUUUCAAGGCCAUCAUGUUCCUCUCAGGGCUGCUCUUUGGUUCAGCCGUGAUCUUCUUGCUCUGCUACAAGGAGCGCAUCUUGGAUACCCAGCUGAGCCUGGAGGUCAGCGCUGGCAUUGCCCUGGGCAUCGGGGUCCUGUGUGGCUUAGUCACGAUGCUGGUGCACUCGGUUGGGUUGUUCCUAACUGGGCUUCUGCUUGGCUUGCUGGUGGCCACCGCUGGGCUGGUGGCCACGGAGCCUUUAUAUGAGCUGCCCAGUGCCUGGGUCCCAGCUGGAUCUCUGCUGGGCUCAGCCCUUUUGGGUGCUGUCUUGGCCUUGCGCUGGCAGAAAGCCCUCACAGUCAUUUCCACAGCCGUGUUUGGGGGCGCAGUGCUGACCCUCUGCUUGGACUAUGCGGUGGAGAACUUGGCUAUGGGGCAGCACAUCUACGACCGCCUCCGCCUGGCUCCUUCUUCCCCGCUCUGCUGGUGCGGCUGGGCCGUGCUGGCCACCUGGCCCGCCCUCGCCUUGAUGGGAAUUCUGCUGCAGUGGAAAGUGACCGCUGAAGGCUUCUCACACACAGACGUGGUCCUGAAUCGGCGCCAGAAGCAGCUACAGCUAUUGCGGAUUCGGCAACGUGAAGCCAAGAAGAGGCAGAGCCAGGGUUCCCAGGAAGGAUCCUACCGACACAAGCCUAGUGCUGUCAAGCGCUGUGCAGGAGAUGUCCUUGCACCAAGUUACAUUCAGAGCCUGCGUGACCGCCAGCAAUUGGGAACGGGCACUUCACUGAGCAAUCUGAAUGCCAACGCUCACACCGCGGUGGAUCUGGAUUACGACUCCAGCUCUACGGUGCCUCUUACCACCCCUCGAGGCUGCCUCUGAAAAGGUUGACGUUGUUGCCAUCUCCUUCCACUUGUGCCUUCAGCAGGGACAUAAUCGGACUCAGUCCACAGUUCUGAAUAUUUUUGCCUUGUACGCAAAUAUCAUUGGCUAGCCUACUAUAGUUUUUCUAAACUCCUUUUUUUAAUGGUCAAAAAAGGUGCUCCAUUUCUCUCCUCCUCUUAACAGACAGGGUUUGAGGCCACCACACAUGACUGAGCUGGCAUAUUGGGAAGGAAGAGAUUUUCGAAAAGUAAUAAUUUAUUUCCAUUUAAGUUAAGGAAGGAUGCCACCUUUCUCUGCAGGGUAUCUGGAGCUGCCUUGCAAACGAUGCUGGGAUUCAGGGCCAUUCUAGAGUAGCCGUCCUUUCCUUUGAAGCACAUUCUGUUGUUGCCACUUUCGUGAGUUUAAAAAAAAAGCCAUAGUUGUGCCCCACUUUUUCAAAUGAAGGGAAAAUUUGUCCCAGUUUGCAGCAGAUCUAGAGUAGUUGGAUACUAUUUUGGAUUCGGUGAGUUACUCAGGGCUAAAACAACUAGAAAGUAACUUGACAUUGUUAACAGGGCUACAAGUUGGUUAUUCCAACCUAUGGUGCUUUUGUGACGUUAUGCCUUUGGAUGUAUGCCAUAUGACACUAGGUUGUGAGAAUGUUCACAGUUAUGCUGCCCUUCCAUGUUACACAUAUAUUGUAAUUGUGUUCUAUGGCAUCCUGGGACUUUAGACAGAGGCACGAGGGAGGCUCCAAAACCCUUGCCCUCAACUACCAAUCCCAGGCUUCCAUAGGAUGAAAGUGUAGUAGUUAAAGUGGAAUCAUAGCAUACAGCUGAGUAGUGUGACAAAGCCCUUUGUUCAUCCUUUUCCGAAGGCAUUUUGACCUGCCUAUGUGAAGAAGGGAGUUGUUCUUCCUACCCUAAUGUAAUUUAAGCUCUAUAACAUUAUUCCUCAAUGCAAGACUUUGCCCCUCAUGCUAUUAUAGUCACCUGUAAGAACUCCUCAACCUAACUCUCUCCAUCUUCUGAUCGUAAAGAUGGGGUGGAAACUGACGCUCCUUCAGAAGAUUUUGGACUUUUCAACUGGCACCAAGCCUGGGCAUCAUGGUUAUUGAUCAGUGAUGACAGGAGUGGCCAUCCAGAGAUACUCGAGGACUGCAAAUUCUCCACCAGUCCGUUGUGUAGACUGUGGUGAUGGAAGUAGCUUAUUGCUUUUUGGCUAAACAGUGGUGUACAUACAAGUAUGGUAGACCCAGUGAACCAGUGGGAACUUGCAACUCUUGCAUGAGUUCAAUUUAUCCAGUGGGUCUAUUCUUGCUGGGACCAAGCAGCUGGAUUCAGGCCACUUGUUAUCAGCACCUGCCCCUUUAAAAGAUAAGGCAACAACUGGUAGCGUUAUGAUUGUUUUGGAUGUAAUAGGUGAUAUUUACUAAUUCUUAAAAUGCUGUUUGUCUGGUUUGAGGCCAUUUUAUAUCUUAAAGUGAAUUUUAAAAACAUACUGAUGUUCGGUUGCUGUGAGUUUUCCAGGCUGUCUGGCCAUGUUCCAGAAGCAUUCUCUCCUGACUUUUCGCCCACAUCUAUGGCAGACAUCCUCAGAGGUUGUGAGCUCUGUUGGAAACUAGGCAAGAGGGGUUUAUAUAUCUGUGGAAUAAUGUCCAGGGUGGGAGAAAAAACUCUUGUCUGUUUGAGGCGAGUGUGAAUGUUGCAACUGAUCACCUUGAUUAGCAUUGAAUAGCCUUGCAGCUUCAAAGCUUGAUUGCUUCCUACCUGGGGGAAUCCUUCGUUGGGAGGUGAUUCCAGGCAAGAAGCAGUCAGGGCCAGGUAAUCACCUCCCAACAAAGGAUUCCCCGAGGGAGGAAGCAGUCAAGCUUUGAAGCUGCAAGGCUAUUCAGUGCUAAUCAAGGUGGCCAAUUGCAACAUUCACACCUGCUUUAAACAGACAAGAGUUCUUUCUCCCACCCUGGACCUUCCACAGAUAUAUAAACCCCACUUGACUAGUUUUCAACAGACUUCACAACCUCUAAGGAUGCCUGCUAUAGAUGUGGGUGAAACGUCAGGACAAAAUGCUUCUGGAAGAUGGCCAUACAGCCUGGAAAACUCACAGCAACCCAGUUAUUCCAGCCAUGAAAGCUUUCGACAACAUACUGAUGUUCCUUUCAAAACAACUUCUUACUUUGGAACUGCUGAACCUGAUAACUAAUUUCUUUAAAAUGAUGUACUAAGUUCCAGAUUUGAGAAGGAUGGCUGCAGCACUCCUAUAGACCUCCUAUGUGAUUUCACAUGCCAAUGGUGUAGGCUAUGAAAUAACACGGGGAGCCCACCCUCCAUUUUGUGGAACUGGUUUCUCUCUUCUGAACCUAUGGCCAGUGAGAAGCUCCCAUUCAUCCUUUUAUGUGACUAUAAUGGUGUUUGGGGUGAUGCCAAAUAGUACCCUAAUUAUCCAGUGUGCCUUCUCUAAGCAAUAUAGAGCCUUACCUGCACCAGUGUGGGUUUCAGUCUUGACAGUGGUACUUUCGAGAACAUGUAGAUAAGGAUGUAAAGCAUUUUUUAAAAAGUACAAGCUGUUUACCUGUAGCAUAACUACCCAAAUGUCAAAUUCUGAACCAUAAUUCUCAAAUUGGUGAGCACAUCUAGACUGGCAUCCUGUUUCAGAAAUCUCUUUGAUGUAGCCGAUUGUUUCCUGUGGAUUGUUUUUGUUACUGUUUUGUAACUCCUGUUUGUAAUACUUAACACAGACGUCUUUUGUGCUUUGUA